Molecule: messenger RNA, 315 nt
Organism: Phytophthora sojae
Lineage: Eukaryota; Oomycota; Peronosporomycetes; Peronosporales; Peronosporaceae
Exons: 1
Source: RefSeq, a predicted model, not a curated record
AAGGAAGGAGGACGCAUUUCGCUAGACGAUGUUAAAAAGAAUGCUAAACGCGCGCUUUCGUAUGGUAGACGCAAGGGUGUUCUAACCGAUGCUGGUGAUGCUGGUGAGAAAUUUCUACUAUCGAAGGCUACCAAGCCUGAACAUGAAACGCUAAUCAAAUCGGUUCGAGGUGAAAUCAAGCGGCGUUACGGUGUUGGUGUCCCUGCUAAGAAGGGUAGAAAGUUUGUCAAGGGUUCUCAAGAAGCCAAAGAUCACAUGGCUAGAAUUCGUGCGAUGAGAAAACACGGUAAAGCCGGUGGGUCAUUCACGUUUUAA